AUGUGGAACGGCAGGGUGAAACCCGUUGUCACCAAGGUCCAGGCCUUGGUGAACGUGGCAAUCCCCAAAAACCAAGGCUCAGGAAACAAGUUGCAGUGUGUGAAAGCAUGGAGCAAGCAGAGGAAGGUGCUCAUGGACGUGGACGUGGACGUGGUCGCGGUCGUGGUAUUGUGGGCAGACAGCCCGGACAACACCACAUCCCCCGUCAGCAUCACAUCCCCCCGUCAGCACCACAUCCCCCCGUCAGCACCACAUCCCCCCGUCAGCAUCACAUCCCCCGGUCAGCACCACAUCCCCCCGUCAGCACCACAUCCCCCGUCAGCAUCACAUCCCCCCGUCAGCAUCACAUCCCCCCAUCAGCACCACAUCCCCGUCAGCACCACAUCCCCCCGUCAGCACCACAUCCCCCCGUCAGCACCACAUCCCCCCGUCAGCACCACAUCCCUGUCAGCACCACAUCCCCCCGUCAGCACCACAUCCCCCCGUCAGCACCACAUCCCCCCGUCAGCACCACAUCCCCCCGUCAGCACCACAUCCCUGUCAGCACCACAUCCCCCCGUCAGCACCACAUCCCCCCGUCAGCACCACAUCCCCCGUCAGCACCACAUCCCCCCUCAGCACCACAUCCCCCCGUCAGCACCACAUCCCCCGUCAGCACCACAUCCCCCGUCAGCACCACAUCCCCCCGUCAACACCACAUCCCCCGUCAGCACCACAUCCCCCCGUCAGCACCACAUCCCCCGUCAGCACCACAUCCCCCCGUCAGCACCACAUCCCCCGUCAGCACCCCUCUCUCCCAGUUCUUCUGGCUCUUUAGUAUUGCCAGUAACAAGCAAAUAA
This is a messenger RNA of Acipenser ruthenus (sterlet), 840 nucleotides long. RefSeq lists its product as uncharacterized. The transcript has 3 exons. The record is from RefSeq and is a predicted model, not a curated record. Bases 1 to 840 code for a protein of 279 amino acids. Lineage: Eukaryota; Metazoa; Chordata; Actinopteri; Acipenseriformes; Acipenseridae.